AUGAGACUAAAUAUUGCCAUCUUCUUUGGGGCUCUCUUUGGUGCUUUGGGGGUUUUACUCUUUUUGGUGGCUUUUGGAUCGGAUUACUGGCUUCUUGCAACUGAAGUGGGGAAGUGUUCAGGUGAACAGAAUAUAGAGAAUGUCACUUUCCACCAUGAAGGAUUCUUCUGGAGAUGUUGGUUUAAUGGGAUUGCGGAAGAGAAUGAUUCCAGUAUCUGGAAGUUCUGGUACACCAAUCAGCCACCGUCCAAGAACUGCAUGCACGCUUACCUGUCACCAUAUCCCUUCACGAGAGGGGAACACAAUUCAACCUCCUAUGACUCUGCUGUUAUUUACCGUGGUUUCUGGGCAGUCCUGAUGCUUCUGGGGGUCGUCGCCGUGGUGACUGCAAGCUUUCUGAUCAUCUGUGCAGCCCCCUUCGCGAGCCAUGUUCUCUAUAAAGCCGGCGGAGGCGGGUACAUUGCUGCAGGCAUCCUGUUUUCCCUGGUGGUGAUGCUGUAUGUCAUCUGGGUCCAGGCAGUGGCUGACAUGGAAGGCUACAAAAACAUGAAAAUGAGAGACUGCUUGGAGUUCACCCCUUCUGUUCUCUAUGGCUGGUCAUUUUUUCUGGCCCCAGCGGGGAUAUUUUUUUCUUUGCUAGCAGGAUUACUAUUUCUAGUUAUUGGACGGCAUAUUCAGAUACAUCACUAA
Puma concolor (puma) is the source of this 690-nucleotide messenger RNA. It is a transcript of the gene TMEM182, whose product is annotated as transmembrane protein 182. The record is from RefSeq and is a predicted model, not a curated record. Lineage: Eukaryota; Metazoa; Chordata; Mammalia; Carnivora; Felidae. Gene Ontology annotation, cellular component: membrane.